Messenger RNA from Candidozyma haemuli, 1005 nucleotides. Its product is annotated as ribosome biogenesis protein TSR3. Gene Ontology annotation, molecular function: rRNA small subunit aminocarboxypropyltransferase activity. The record is from RefSeq and is a predicted model, not a curated record. Bases 1 to 1005 code for a protein of 334 amino acids. The transcript has a single exon. NCBI's taxonomy places the organism in Eukaryota, Fungi, Ascomycota, Pichiomycetes, Serinales, Metschnikowiaceae. Gene Ontology annotation, biological process: maturation of SSU-rRNA.
AUGGGAAAAGGCAAAAACAAGCAGUCAGAAGACAGGGCAUCAAGAAGUCGAACUUCUAACGGCCACAAGUCAAAACAACAUCAUGCCAGAAAAGGCAGACAGGAAGAAGGCAGCCAUAAAAGUGCUGCUGAAGCAAAGUUCCCUGUCAAGCUAGCCAUGUGGGACUUUGACCACUGUGAUCCCAAGAGAUGUUCAGGCAAAAAGCUAGAAAGACUUGGAUACAUACGAAACAUGAGAGUGGGGCAGAAGUUCCAAGGUGUGGUGGUUUCGCCAAACGGUAAAGGAGUGGUCUGUCCAGAUGAUAAGGAGAUUGUGGAAAACUUUGGAGCAGCUGUCGUGGAGUGUUCAUGGGCAAGACUAGAUGAAGUGCCUUUUAAUAAGAUUGGAGGUAAACACGAGAGACUCUUGCCGUACUUGGUGGCUGCCAAUACUGUUAACUAUGGCCGGCCAUGGAAGCUUAACUGUGUUGAGGCGCUUGCAGCUUGUUUUGCUAUAGUGGGACAUAUUGACUGGGCUGAAGAGCUUCUACAGAAUUUCCUGUGGGGCCUUACGUUUUUGGAUAUUAAUAAGGAACUCAUAGAGGUUUACCAGAAAUGCACAGAUCUGAAGUCAGUGGAGGAAGCACAGGAACAGUGGAUGACUAAGCUAGAAGAGGAAGUGAAGCAGAGGAAGGAACAGAGUGCCACUGAAGACGUUUGGAUGAUGGGCAAUGUGAAUCGUCAAGAUAGCGAGGGAGAGUCUGACGAGGAAGAAGAGGAAGAGAAUGAGCAGAGUGACGUCGAGUACGAUAACCUUGGGAACAUCAUUAAAAAAGAGAAGUACGAUUCGUUGGGCAAUUUGAUCGAAGAUGAAGAGAGCGACAGUGAGAGCGAUGCCGACAGUGAUAGUCUAGGCGGAAGCGAAGAGACUGAUGAAAGUGACGUUCAGUAUGAUAAGCUCGGUAACGUCAUCGAGAAGGAGAUCUUAUCUGGAGAAGGUGUGAAUUCUUUGAAAAUAGAGGACUAA